Halichondria panicea is the source of this 801-nucleotide messenger RNA. Its product is annotated as E3 ubiquitin-protein ligase TRIM45-like. The transcript is spliced from 3 exons. Bases 1 to 801 code for a protein of 266 amino acids. Lineage: Eukaryota; Metazoa; Porifera; Demospongiae; Suberitida; Halichondriidae. The record is from RefSeq and is a predicted model, not a curated record. Gene Ontology annotation, molecular function: zinc ion binding; ubiquitin protein ligase activity.
AUGGCAGAAAGUGCAGUGAAAGAAAAGCUGAAAUGUUCCACUUGCUUGGACAAUUUCAAGAAUCCCAAAGUGUUGCCGUGUUGUCACAGCUUCUGUCUCCAUUGUCUGGAGGGAUCUCAUGAGAAAACCAAAGACAAGAAAAGCCUAACCUGCCCUGAAUGCAAGGCUAGUCAUCAGGUUCCUACCAAUGGUCCCCGUGGUUUCCCAGACAACUACACACUUGCUAAUCAGAAACACGCCCCAACAACCACACCAGUUUGUGAGCAAUGCGGCGACAAGAACAAACCAGUGGAGUACAGUGACACCUGCUCAGAGUACCAAUGUGAAGAGUGUUUGAGAACCCCCAAAAAACAUAAGGGUGAUCAAAAUCACGAGACAGUCAUUAAAGCCCAGUUAAAGAAGAGCUAUUUGUGUAGUAUUCACCCCGAAGAACCACUAAGGCUUUACUGCAAGAGUUGUAAGAGCUUGGCCUGCCUCCUGUGCUUUGUGGGGCUACACAACGGCCAUGACAUUGAGAUCAUUGAUGACAAAACAAAACAAGAAGUGGAACAAAGUAUCAAUAAUCUGGUAAAAGUAACAGAUUCGAAAUUGAAGGAAUUUGAAGAGAACUUGAAAUAUGUUUCUGCCCUUGAAAAGGAAAAAGCAGAAGCUUCCAUUACACUCAAAACUCAAGUCGAUAAGAAAAAAGAAUACCACGAGACAGCCAUUACGAGCAUGGAGGGUGCUCUGAGCUUUGCCAGAAGAGGAGCUCUAGCCUGCAAGGAAGACACGGAACUAUUGGCUCUCUGCAAAUUGAAAUAG